Neoarthrinium moseri is the source of this 1704-nucleotide messenger RNA. RefSeq lists its product as uncharacterized. The transcript has a single exon. NCBI's taxonomy places the organism in Eukaryota, Fungi, Ascomycota, Sordariomycetes, Amphisphaeriales, Apiosporaceae. Gene Ontology annotation, molecular function: protein kinase activity; ATP binding. The record is from RefSeq and is a predicted model, not a curated record. Bases 1 to 1704 code for a protein of 567 amino acids. Gene Ontology annotation, biological process: protein phosphorylation.
AUGGCAGCUAUAUGGUGGAAUACAGCUCGAAUUGAGAGCACUGUCACCCGGGACUUCGUUUCGUCCCGUAUCCCAACGGACAGGAUCGAUGACUUGGACGCGGCGACAGGUUUUGGCGAUGGCUUGACGGAUGGCACCUACUGGGAAUGGAUUGAAGAUAAGGCGAAGCGUAUCUUCCUGAUUCUGGACGACAUCGGCAUCCCAGAGAAUAUAUUUGGUGUGGUCGACAACUCGUGGGACGACGGCGAUUUGCCCAUCUCUUUUGAGCAACUCGACCGUUUGACAGGCAAGUCGGAUGUGAAGCUGAAUUGGAAAUUCUACGACCGACAGUUUUAUUACAUGUUGAAGGAAAUUGACGAGGGCAUCCAUACAAUAUAUGAGGAUGAUGAGGUUGUUCCUAUCAACGUCGUUGAGAAACGACCAGUCGCAGCGCUGAACCAAAACCACUCGAUCGACAAGGUUAUCGUGCCGAGCAGACCCGACUUGAUUUUCUCACGCCGAAGGAUACCCAUCGCAAGCAUUCCAAAGGACGCUGCCUACGAGGAUUUCUUGGGCGAGGUCAGAAGAACCCGUAACUCUCAGAACGAGCACGUUGUAUCGUACUUUGCGUCUUACACACAUCUUGGAACAUUAUAUGUGCUGUUUACUUCAAGCGACUACAGCCUAAAAAAUCUACUUGCGACAAUGCCGGCACCUCUGAAGGCACUUUCAAAACCGGAGAGACGAGCUCACACAAUGAACUGGAUUCACUGUCUGGUGGAUGGCCUGUGCUAUUUACAUAGCAAAGGUCGAUCUCACAGAAACAUAAAGCCAUCUACAAUCCUCUUCGACUCAGAUCAUCGGAUCCUCCUUGCCGAUACCGCCCACCUAAACGUUGAGUCGGGCGGCAGCUCCUCGGACACGGCUGCUUUCAAUAAGGAGUCGUACGAUUACGCUGCUCCCGAGCAAUGGUUUCGCCCUUCCAACACCAACUCGGCACAUCGGAAGGGCCCCAUGGCUUCUUCUAUGGCAUCUUCCGCUGGGAAUUAUUCGCUCUCCAUCAGCCGCGGCGGUCCAGAAUUCGGCUCUGCACACCACGCAAUAACGCCCAAACUAGACCCUCAAGCAGCAGAUGUCUUCUCGCUGGGCUGUAUCAUUCUAGAGCUGCUAAGCCUCCAGAUGAAGCGGACCUCCAAGUCAUUUGCCUCUCACCGGGGUGCCAAACACAAGUCAGCCGGCCGAGGCGGUGCUGUCCUGGAUACUUCUUUCCACAAGAACCUAGGCCAGGUGGAGUCGUGGAUGGCGGGGCUCGCGAAAGACGCGAGCAAGAAGGACGAGCCUAUCUUCCAUGGCGUGGCGCCUACGCUGCAGCUCGUCGCUCGUAUGCUGUCCGUAUCGCCACUCGACAGGCCCACGGCCCGCGAAGUCGAGCAACACAUGUACCGAACCCUGACGGAACACUGCCAGAUACUAGAGCCGCAUUGCGUCCACCAAUACGGCAGCCUUGGCUCUGCACUAGAUAACCUGCGGUUGAGCGACGACCCUGGAGAUAUAUCCAUCUACACCAAGCGGCAUAGCGGCAAUGCUUGGCCCUUGGGCCACAGGCGGUCGACCAGCAGUGCGACGCCGCGUAGCCCAAGGGACAGCGGCUUCCAUGCCAUGCAGGCUAUGCGAGCACCUGGACCUCAGAAUUGGGCUGCACCCGUCUACGCUGGUGGGAUCUGA